Messenger RNA from Thamnophis elegans (Western terrestrial garter snake), 3136 nucleotides. It is a transcript of the gene MMD, whose product is annotated as monocyte to macrophage differentiation associated. The record is from RefSeq and is a predicted model, not a curated record. The coding region runs from base 123 to 1376 and encodes 417 amino acids. Gene Ontology annotation, molecular function: pore-forming activity. The transcript is spliced from 7 exons. Gene Ontology annotation, cellular component: membrane. NCBI's taxonomy places the organism in Eukaryota, Metazoa, Chordata, Lepidosauria, Squamata, Natricidae.
UUACCCCAGCUGCCAGACGGUCUCUGGACCCGAGCAACGCCACGCAGCCAUUCGCUAGGCCACGGCGCCCUCCCCAUUUCUGGAAGCGACUCUCCUUUCCAAGAGGCGGCGGAGCGGGAAAGAUGAGUCGCUCCCGUAACCCGCGCCUCGCCUCCUUCCCCCUCGACGCCGAGGGAAAAGUGAGCCGCGCGCGCCAUCGGGAGCGGGGAGGGGGGGAGGCUGCGCGCAAGCGCCUGCCUGGCGGCUCUUUACCUCGCGCGCCCCCUCCCCGCCCGGCCGCCCCUCGCGCGCUCCAGCCUAUUGUUCCGCCGCCGGCGCUUCCUUUCUUUCCCCUCUCGUUUUUCUCCCCCACCCCCCUCGGAAGUGGGCGGGGUUUUUCCCCCGGCUGCGUCCGACUGACACUUCGGGGGCGGGCCGGAGCCGCUAGAAAACGAGAGACUGGAGCCGGCUUGCCCGGCGGCACAGAAUCAUCGGAGGCGGCAUCGCUGCUGUUGUUGGAGGCAGCUUUGGGGCCUGCUGUGCGGCGCUUGGGCUGCCUCGGCGCGGGCUGGCAAGCCAAUGAGGGCCCGGACUCCGGCCCUCGCUGCCUCAGGAGCUGCCGGGAGCCCCCCGUGCCGACCUCCGGCCCGAAUAAGGGCGGGUCGAUUGCCCCCCCCAUGCGGCGGCUCCAGGAGAAGUUCAGGAGGUUCAUGAAUCAUCCAGCUCCAGCAAACAGUCGUUAUAAACCUACUUGCUAUGAGCAUGCUGCUAACUGUUACACUCAUGCAUUUCUUAUUUUCCCAGCCAUUGUUGGUAGUGCCCUCCUUCAUCGACUCUCUGAGGAUCAGUGGGAAAAGAUAACAGCAUGGAUAUAUGGAGUUGGUCUGUGUGCACUUUUCAUCAUUUCAACAGUGUUUCAUAUCAUUUCUUGGAAGAAGAGUCAUCUAAGGACAAUGGAGCACUGUUUCCAUAUGUGUGACCGAAUGAUGAUCUAUAUCUUCAUUGCAGCAUCAUAUGCACCUUGGUUAAACCUUCGUGAACUUGGGCCUCUGGCAUCUCAUAUGCGUUGGUUUAUCUGGCUAAUGGCUGCUGGAGGAGCUUUUUAUGUAUUUCUCUACCACGAAAAGUAUAAAAUUGUGGAGCUGUUCUUCUAUUUAGCAAUGGGAUUUUCUCCUGCUCUAGUUGUAACUUCCAUGAACAACACAGAUGGACUUCAAGAACUUGCCUGGGGAGGUGUAAUUUAUUGCAUGGGAGUGAUCUUCUUCAAGAGUGAUGGAAUAAUUCCAUUUGCCCAUGCCAUCUGGCAUCUGUUUGUUGCCACCGCAGCUGCUGUUCAUUAUUAUGCUAUUUGGAAGUAUCUUUACAAAAGUCCUGCAGAUAUCAUCCUUCAGCUAUGAUAUGAAACAUGAAGACAGAGACAUUUGCAACAACAAUAUGCCUUUGACUCAGUAUUACUUGGGGAAAAGAAGUUCUUGGGAAAUGUGGGGAGGGGGGUUGUAGAGGGAAAAAUGCACUGACUUCGAUUGUUUUCACUUUUACUGUGAACUUAUGUGACAAAAAUCUUUUGUAGAAUUACAGUUUGCAUAGCAAGUGCUGGAGCCCCUCGUUCUCUAAGCACUCUCCUAGGAGAGCCCCAGCUGAAAUAAAUAGGACUUGGGCAACAACAUGGCACUCCUGUUCAUUUCAGGGCGGCUUGCACAGAAGCCUAUCCUUUUCAUGUGGCAUCCACCGUGAAGAUCUGGAGGCUACAUCUAACCACUGAAUUUUAGGUGGGGCAUUUAAGUCCAUUUAAGCCCAGGUUGGGAUUGUGGUUCAAACCAACAUGCUGCAUUAUGAAAUAUCCAUUCCACAUUAACAAGCUACAACGAUGUGAAAAAAUGGGUGGUGGUAUGUUUACAAAUUCUUUUUUAAUGUCUGUCAUAAGUUUAACUUUGUCAUCUUUAAACAAUGUAAACUUAUGAAUUGUAGACGUUUAUGUGACAGCAAAACCACAUUUUUAAAAUUGCUUCUAUCACUUUUCACAAAUAAUUUCAUAAAAUACAAAUCAUGGACCGAUAGGGUUUAGCUCUUUCCUCCCAAACCUGAUAAACCAAUGUGACUUUUAUAAAAUGUUUUUUUUUAAUAAAUUAAAGAAAUGGCUUUUUUUUUUUUUUUGCGAAAACCAAAAACAAGCCUGGCUACAUUCCAUGUAUUGGUACAUAAUAUAUCUACCAGGUUUUUUCAUUUAAAAGAAAACGUGAUUGAUAAUAAUUUCUAAAACUGGCUUUGCCAAACUAAAAGCCUGAAAAGCUUCCACCCUCUGUGGUAAACUGCAUUGCCUGUGUGGAAUGUAUUUCAGAAUACAACUAAUGCUACCUAAUACAGUGCCAUUUCUAGAAGAAUUUGUAGGUAUCUGUGUGAAAGCAUUCUGAACAUUUUAGUUAGAAAUUGUGACCAGCAGUCAACAGCUGUAACAUUUGAAUGACUGAAGCAUCAGUAAUUUUGUAGAUUCGUAAGACAUUUGGUGCUCAAGCAGAGGUCCUAGUGCAACUUUAUGCCUGUUUACUCAGAAGUAAAUCUCAUGGUAUUAAUGAGGUUUACUCCCUAGUGAUAUUAGGACUGCGUCCUUACAGUAUUAGAUUACAGUACAAGAUUACUAGUUGGGCCAAUUACUCCCAUUGGGUGUAACCUCACUAGGGUACUUUUGCCAUUUCUGAAAACUAAAGAGUUGCUGAUAAAAUUUUUGAAUAUUAAUAGUGAGUGGUUCACUAUAACACCCAAAUGGCCUUUAUGGAAGGGAAACUUAAAAGACUUGUGAUGUCUCCUACAUCUGGGACUUAAAGUCACAAAACUGCAAGAGUAUGUGGUUCUUACCAUAGUAGUUGGGAUAAUAACGGUAGCAGUUUGGUUGUCUGAUGUGCUUAUUAAAUGACAAGAUGUUUGAAUCUUCGUUGUGAUGGUCAUUGUCAAGUUACUGUAUACGUCCCACUGUACUAUGAAUGUCUUAUAUUAAGAUUGAAUUUAUGCUUUUUGUAACUUGCUCUUUUUCAUGUAAGUGUUUUAAAAAAAACCUAAAAUGAAACAUGUUGCCUUUUUCAGAUUUUACUCUGGAGAUUUUACCUGUGAAACAACAGAAUGAAACUAUUAAAAUGUUGGGGGAGUGUGCCCCCCUUCCACA